This is a messenger RNA of Diabrotica balteata, 2820 nucleotides long. Lineage: Eukaryota; Metazoa; Arthropoda; Insecta; Coleoptera; Chrysomelidae. The record is from the annotation of a GenBank genome assembly.
GUGCUUUGUUUACCUGUCCACCAUUUUCUAUUUCUGUUAUGUACGUUUGGUGACCUGCGAGCUGUGAGUAAAGACAUUUGGAGUGAUGGAUGAUCCUGGAAGAAUGAUGGGUCAUACCGGGGGCGGUUUGAUGGCUCCACAACCGUAUGGGAUGACCCCGCAGAACGAAGCUCCCGCUGGAAACGAAAAUGAGCCCCGUAAACAGGACAUCGGCGAGAUUCUACAGCAAAUCAUGAACAUUACCGAUCAAAGUUUAGACGAAGCCCAAGCAAGGAAACAUACUUUGAAUUGCCAUCGGAUGAAACCAGCGUUAUUUUCGGUAUUGUGUGAAAUAAAAGAAAAGACAGUGUUGUCACUAAGAAAUACUCAAGAAGAAGAACCACCAGAUCCACAACUAAUGAGACUAGACAACAUGUUGAUUGCAGAAGGAGUUGCAGGUCCUGAGAAGGGAGGAGGUGCCGGUGCUGCAGCUUCUGGAUCAGCUGCUGCUCAAGCUGGACAACCCGACAAUGCUAUUGAACACUCAGAUUAUAGAGCUAAGUUGGCACAAAUUAGACAAAUUUACCAUCAAGAAUUGGAGAAAUACGAACAGGCUUGUAAUGAAUUUACAACUCACGUAAUGAACCUACUUAGAGAACAGAGUCGCACUAGACCAAUUACUCCUAAAGAAAUAGAAAGGAUGGUUCAGAUCAUUCACAAAAAAUUCAGUUCUAUUCAAAUGCAGCUGAAGCAAUCCACUUGUGAGGCUGUCAUGAUACUUAGAUCUAGGUUUUUGGAUGCCAGAAGAAAGAGACGUAAUUUUAGUAAACAAGCAUCUGAAAUUUUGAACGAAUAUUUCUAUUCACAUUUAUCCAAUCCUUAUCCCAGUGAAGAAGCUAAGGAGGAACUUGCCAGGAAGUGUGGAAUCACAGUCAGUCAGGUAUCAAAUUGGUUUGGUAACAAGCGGAUCCGCUACAAAAAGAACAUCGGCAAGGCACAGGAAGAGGCAAAUUUAUACGCAGCUAAAAAGGCGGCGGGGGCUUCGCCGUACAGCGGCACGCCGACUCCCAUGAUGUCGCCGGCGCCGCCGCAAGACUCGAUGGGAUACUCCAUGGGCUCCGCGUACGAUCAGAGCUCCGCAUACGACGCCAGUAGUUGCGGAUACGAUCCCAUGCACGCUCAAGAACUAUCUCCGUAAUUAUACGAUUACCGUAUACGGUUCAGGACGUUUUCUGGGACAUUCGAAAAUAGUAAGAGCUAAAAGUAUUGUUUCCAUUUCGAUAAACGGGUUAUAUGUGAAAACGCGAGAGCUAAAAACUGUUAGCUCAUAGGUCAAGAACAGUUCAAUGUUCCAAAAAACACCCUCAAUUGAUAUUUCGCUCUUUCAAGAUACAUAAGUAUACUAAAGCUUGUAUACCAAUUUCAAUGUAUACUACUUUUUGUAUUUUGUGCAAUGUCUGUGUAUUUAUCAACUUGUGGCAGCUACCGAUUAUUUUUUUUAGGUUACGCACACUUUUCCUACACUUUUGUGUAGUGUUUCUGUUAUAUACAUUUUUAUUUUUAAAAUAUACAUCCUCUAUAACGUUCGAGAUGGUUCUUAAAGCAAAUGUGACUGCCUAGAGCUUUUACAACAUUAGUACAUGAACAGUAAUUUAGUAUAAAGAUUUUUUCAAUGAAGAAUUGGUUACCUCCAAAGCCAGAAUGUAAUGAGGUUGAUCUGGAACUGAUUAUGGACUUUUUUGCAGAAACUGUCAAUUUAUCGUUUCUACAGCACCUUUUCUUUGACAAAUUACAUUCUACUAGUUCCUUGAUAGUUAAUAAUAAAUCACACAAUGAUUCUACUAAUAUUUUCAUCAUGCAUAUAUGUUUGUAAGUUUCCUCUGGCCUUUCCCAUACAAAUUCAACUGAAGUACCCUUUAAAAUAACAUUAGCGACAAAUGUAUUGUUAAUAAUUCGACUGGGAUGAGGAGGGGAGGAUACAAAUGAGGAAUCUAGACACCAAGGUUACAAGUGACUAAAUAUUGAUAAUGAGAAAAAGAAGGUAUAACUCUCUUUUAAAAUUAUAAGUAAUUGUUUUAUACACAUGAAACGCUUUUUGAAAUAGCUUAGGAUUGUUACAUAAGCUGUAGAAUAAGUUUUAGAUCUUGUCUUUUUGCCCUUAUUUUAGAAUCCUUGAUAAGGUGAUAAGAGUGAUCGCUUGUACCCCUUGGCUUCCAAAAAAAGAACCAGAUAUUGACUGAAUCCUUUGGGUUUGUUUUGUAUAUGAAUAUUUGGAUUGAGUAAAAAAUACAACUGUGGUGAAAAUAAUGUAAUUUAACACAAAAUCAUUAACAUAAUGAGUUACAAAAUUGUUUACAUCAGUUUAAUACCACCAUUCCUGAAGUUAAUAACAGGAGUUUGUUGAGAGGUCGACCAUCUCUUGAGGACUUCAUGUUCAGCUGGUAACAGGUAGGAAGGUUGAUGCUUUCUGUGUAAAACAGUGUGUAUGGAUAUGCUUUCUCAAAAUGCAUACCUAAAGUUCUAGUACAUCUAAAGACUCAAAGUCAUCAUCCUCCAUUUGCGUCACCAUGAACUUCCUACUGUGUUAACUGGUGUCCGAUUCAAGUCGCUUCGCCUGAAAGGGUACUUAGUGUUCUAGAAUUUAAAAAGAGUUGUCUCGCUCCAAAAACAAAUCGUUCCUGUUCUAGAACCAUUCGUGUAAAUGAAAACUACAAAUAAAAAAGCAUACAGGAGAAUAUUAUGAACCUUAAGACCCGUCACAAACGUUAUAGAUGACCUUCGAGAAGGUUGUAUACAAAUGUUUGGUACAAGCAUUGCAAAUAAAAGUAUGCAUUAUGUUGC